AUGUCUCCCAAGCUCUUUAUUGGUGGAAACUGGAAGGUCCUGGUGCCCUCGACCAUGUCCGAAAGUCCUGGCCCCAGGAUGGCGGCCGGCGGCCGGCACAUGCCGGCCGGUGCCACCGCCCCGGCCAAGAACCUGAGCGAGUCCCCCUCCUCGCCCCCGGGAGACGCCAGUCCCCGGACCCAUGUCCACCAUUUGGCCUCCACGGUUGAACCGCCGCGUCGUGUGGCGUCUCCCAGCUCGCCUCUGCCGGCGUCCAUGCCGCCGGCCCAUGGCGGGCAGCGUGCGGCUGCCGAGACGCCGCUGCGUGCGCGCAAGCCCCUGCACCCCUCCGUCUCUCGGGUGUCCUACUCCGGUGCCGAGGCCGGGGAUCUGGUUCGCAGCUCAUCGCAACUGGAUCUGCUCUCGACCCCGGAUGCCGGCACCCUCUCCCCGGCGAGCGAGCCGUCCUCCGCCAUGGGGAUCUCUCCCUCCAAGGAGACUGUCAUGUCGCGCGGGUAUCUUGCCCUCGCCCCGCAGCUGCUGGGCAAUCUGGCCGUGCGAGUUCUGCCCGGCGAGCUGACGGCCACCUCGCGGGCCGGGUUCUACUCGACCGUGAUGAAGCUGUGCCUGGCCAUGAUGACCAGCUCGGCUCUCUUCGACUCCUACGGCCGGCCCAUCCUCCGGUCGAUGGUGCUCUUCUGCGGGUACACCCUGGCCGAGGCGCUGUCGGUUCAUGCGAACCUCAUGGCCCCCGGGGUCCGGGGGCACCCGUGGCUGGACCUGCUGGAUACCAUGGCCACCGCGGUGCUGCUGCUGCGCUCGGCUCUGGGGGCCACGCGCAUGGCCCUACGUGCCGGGGCCUCGCUGUCCGGGCUGGCUCUCGGCCUGCUGAGUGUCUGCCUGGGCGUGGCCGAGGUGGCUCUCGUGGGCAAUCGCGCCCGGCAGUGGCUCCAGGCCGCCGGGUGGAUUACGCCCAGCGGUCGGGCCUGGUGGCCGGCUGGCGGGCUGCGUGAAACGGCGGCCGCGGCGCCGGCCGCCGCGGCCCGGCUUUCUUCCCAGCCCUGGACCACGCACGUGCGGCGUCUGUACCGCUGGGUCGGCUCCAGCCUGGCGUACCUGAUGACUCCGGAGCCGAUUGACCCGGCGGCCGGGCCGUGCGACCAGCCGGCCAUCCCCCAGCUGGGGGCGUGGUCUUGGCAGGAGGCCGACCGUCGUGGCCGGUCCUGGCUCGUGGUGCUGGGCCUGUGCUUUGUGAUGCUGGCCCUGCCGACGCGGAACUUCGGCCUGCUGGCCCUGCUGCCGGGGCUGGGAUUCCUGGGCCUGGCCCUGGCCGGGACCAUCGACGAGCUGAAGGGCUCCCAGCAUGACAGCUUGCGGUCCAUGCUCCCGGAGCCGAUGGUCACCUGGUCCGGCAACUAUGCCAACCGGGCCCUGGCGGCUGGCGAGCGCGCGGCCACCUUUGUCCUGCCCACGGCUCGGGUGGUGGCCGACCGGGUGGCCGGGGUCUUCCUGCUGGCCAUCGGCCUCGCCCGGGCCUUUGCCACCCGGGCCCUCACGCUGGCCGUGGACUUCGCCAAGGACCACGAUUUGCAGCGCUUCCUGCCGGCCUCGUGGCCGAUCUGGGCCGACCGCGUGGUCUACUGGGCGGUUUGGGCCCGGGAGUAUGCCCAGCACAUGCUGGCCCUCGCGCGCACCUACAUCGCCAACAUGUCGGCCGAGCUGGGUGCCGCCUCGCCACCGCCGCCGGCCUCGCGCAACUUCGCCGGGACCCCCCCGCCGGCGGCUCCGCCGCUCCCGGCCUGGGCCCGCCCGGGCGCCAUCCCGGCCAAUGGUCCGUCCCCGAAUGCCAUGCAUGGCGUGCGCCAGCGGCGUAUCUAUUGA
Fonticula alba is the source of this 1860-nucleotide messenger RNA. RefSeq lists its product as hypothetical. The transcript is spliced from 3 exons. The record is from RefSeq and is a predicted model, not a curated record. Bases 1 to 1860 code for a protein of 619 amino acids. NCBI's taxonomy places the organism in Eukaryota, Rotosphaerida, Fonticulaceae.